Cygnus atratus (black swan) is the source of this 2776-nucleotide messenger RNA. RefSeq names its product STN1 subunit of CST complex (gene STN1). Gene Ontology annotation, cellular component: chromosome, telomeric region; DNA replication factor A complex; site of double-strand break. Gene Ontology annotation, biological process: DNA replication; nucleotide-excision repair; telomere capping. The record is from RefSeq and is a predicted model, not a curated record. Gene Ontology annotation, molecular function: single-stranded telomeric DNA binding. The coding region runs from base 162 to 1250 and encodes 362 amino acids. The transcript has 11 exons. Lineage: Eukaryota; Metazoa; Chordata; Aves; Anseriformes; Anatidae.
GCUGGCAAAGGCGGGUUUUCAACCCCCCCCGCCCACGUGACGCGGAGAGGGCCAAUAGGAGCGCGCCGAGGCCUCCGGCGGCUGGUCUGCUUCAAAACCAUCUUCAAGGCUGAUACUCUGAAACAUAGUCAGGCUUGCAUAUAUAAUUGGAGGGGUUUUGAAUGCAGUCUGAGUCCAAGAAGUAUGAAGAAGAGAUGCCUUCUCUGUUCUGGGGGUUGGAUCCCGUAUUUUCUGCGUUUGCAAGACUCUAUAUUAAAGAUAUAAAAGAAAUGAGAGAAUCUAAACAAGUGCCAGGUAUAUUCUUCUAUAACGGGCACCCAGUAAGACAGGUGGACGUUGUUGGGAUAGUGGUUCAUACUAAAGAGCGAGAUGCCUUUUACAGUUAUGGAGUGGAUGAUAGUACUGGAGUUAUAAAUUGUGUCUGCUGGAAAAAUCCCAUGGUAGCAGAAAGAUCUUUAUCAGGCUGUCCAAGCACACUCAGCAGUCUUAAAGUGCUUGAACAGAUGAAGAAACUCCAGGAAACGGUGAGCCAGAAAACCAAGCUGGCGAUUGGGGAUGUUGUCAGGGUCAGAGGUUACAUCCGAACCUACCGGCAACAAAGAGAAAUCCAGGCUUCGUGUUUUUAUAAAGUGGAUGAUCCUGUGUGUGAUGUUCAGAUUUCAAGAAUGUUGGAGCUCCCUUGUCUCUAUAGAGAAGUUUACGAUAAACCUUUCCAAAGCCCAGGGGAGGGACAGAGUGGCCCAGAGGGUGUGGAUUUCUCAAUUUGUAUUCUGCAUGAGAAAGUGAAAGACUUCCUACUAGAAAACAAAAUUCAGACCUUUUACCAACAGGAGCUGGAAAUGAUUGAUACUCUGGUGUCCCUGGCUGGUGGGCCGCUCUCCGGUCCCAGCUGUCAGGUGAAUUCAAAAACUGACUCCAGCUCCAAAAGGAUUCACAGUGUUUUUAAGGAAGCAAUAAGGAUGCUACAAGAAGAAGGAAUGGUUUUCCAGAAACCUAGUAGCUCCAAGGACUUGUACCAUGUGACUGACCAUGAUAAGGAGCUGCUUAAAGUGACCCUCGAUGUGGUUAAAGAGGACUGCCGAAAACCCAGGCAUGUUGAAAAAGGCUGCCACUUUCUUCAUAUCCUGAGUUGUGUUCAGCAGAACUACAACCCCAGCCUGGCUGAAGUGGUGAUGCACCGUGUCUUGGAACUGCUGGAGAGUAACAGUGAUGUUGUCAGCACUAUGGAAGGAUACUAUAUGGCAUUUUAAAGAGGGAAGAUGAGAUAAGUUUGUUCUGGUCCAAUCAGGAUAAAGUGAGGAAUAAGGAACGGUUGGGACAGAACUCUGACACUGAAAAACUGCUAUUACCAAGUAUGAGCUAGAUGGGGGGGGGAAAAAGAGUGUUCUCCUUCUCCAAGUGCUAUUUUUGUCCAGCUCCUGAGAAGUUGUCCAAAUAUUUGUUUUAAUAUUCUUGCUGACUUCCUCCUUAUUACUAGUGAAAGUUGUAUCAAACUGAUUCUGGACGUCCUAACACAGCAGGGGAGCUGGAAAAGAAGCUGGACUUUUUCUCUGCAUGUCCUUCCCUGAUAAACAGUAAGAUGUGACAUGGCCAUCUCACAUCUAUGUCUGGUGAGCCCUAAAGAGAAGUCACUGCUAAAGAGCACUGUUUACAGUAAUGAUCAUGUCAGGACUCAUCAUUCUGGCUUAAAGACUGAUGUUGUGAUCUUUCCAUAUGGUAAUAGCUGUUCUUUUUAUGUAUGCUUUAUAAUAGCUAGAGAAAGCACGUGAAAGAAAACAAUCAAAAGGUUUGCCUGUUCUUCCUGGCAGUGUUGGUGCACCCAUGUAUGUAUAUGUAUAUUCCUGAAUGUGCACGGAUAUGCUACUCCUAAAGCAGUCCCCACCUUCCUCUGAGAAGUAAUAUUCAGGAAUGAGGUCCAGCAUCCCUUUCCCAUCCUGCAGCCUUCUCCACUGCUUGUAAAGCUUGUCUGGAUUCCACUGGCUACUGCAUACACUACUGAUGCAUGUUAUUGUGGAUUCUAUUCAGACAAGAAGUCUCAAAAUCAGCCACUGUUUUGCUGUUUAUUUUUAAAUUGCUUUCUAUAUCACAAACGAUAAACCAUAAAUCAGGUGCUUUGGAAAAGAAAAUAUGAAAACCAGCAAGACUCGCUGUGACCUUCUUGCUUCCGGUUGCCUUUUGCAUCUUCUUCCUUGUCACCUUCAGGAAAAGUACUAUCCAUAUUCAUGCUUGCAGUAGAACACAAGACAUUAAUGAAAUAAGAUCAGCCUGGAGAAGGUUACCAUGCAAGGCAUUUGACCUAGAAUAAUCAAAAUUCUGGUGUGUGCCAAAGUUUUCAAAGCCUGGAGCUGUUCAGUAUCUGCUUGGAGGGCUUGCUGCAGCAGGGGCUUGUCUAAGUACUCUGUUUAAUUAAUGGUGUGGAGGUGAUACCUUCAAUUUCAAAAGAGUAAAAAGGAAAAAUGUAUCCUUCCUCGCUGCUCUGCACCUUCCCUGUAACAGCUGAACUAGCAGACUCCCAGGAGGCAGAUGUAGUGGUAAAGCCCUAUAAGGAUUGACAUAGCAGGGGAAAAAUAAACCACAUGCAUGAGGAAAGCCAGUGAGUAGCCCCAUGUGUGCCAAGUCUCUGGUUUGCUGUUAUAUUAUAUGCCUCGUUCCAAGCCGUAGCUGCAGUGAGAUAUAGGCUAAGAGAAAAGUAUGAUGAAAUAUUUGGCAUUUGCAUUGAGAGGCCUGUGGAAAACUCCAGCCUUAAAGAGAUGGUGCAUUUGUCCAUAGUGGAAAA